This is a messenger RNA of Solea solea (common sole), 2044 nucleotides long. Its product is annotated as mixed lineage kinase domain-like protein. The transcript is spliced from 11 exons. NCBI's taxonomy places the organism in Eukaryota, Metazoa, Chordata, Actinopteri, Pleuronectiformes, Soleidae. The coding region runs from base 98 to 1534 and encodes 478 amino acids. The record is from RefSeq and is a predicted model, not a curated record. Gene Ontology annotation, biological process: protein phosphorylation; cell surface receptor signaling pathway. Gene Ontology annotation, molecular function: protein kinase activity; ATP binding.
CGACUUAAAGCCGACAGAAGCCAGUUUCAUUUUCUCCCGGCACACCUAAGCUGAGACCGAGGACUUCUGUCUGUUGACAACCACUCCCAAGCUGAUAAUGGAUAUUAUAGACCCCAUCCUGUCCAUUGCCUCAGAAAUCUACACCCUGGUUGAAAAUGUAAAGGCCAAUAAAAAACGCUGCCAGCGAGUGUCUGAUCGAGUCAGAGCUCUGGAGGAUCUGGUGAGAUCCAUCAAAGAGAGGGGUACAAUCCAAGACUCUGCUGACGUUGGGCAAUCCCUCAAAGAACUCUCCAUCACUCUGAAAUCAGCACAGCAUCUCAUCAAGAAGUACACCUCAGCCAACUGGAUGCAACGAAUCCUCAAGUCCAGCAGCCACGGAGAUGAAUUCAACAGUGUGAACGAACGUCUCAACGAUGCGUUCCAGGUGCUGUCCGGAGCUCUGCAGGUGGAGCACGGGAACAUGCUGUACCAGGUGUUUGAACUGAGCUCCAGAGUGAAAGAGGAUGAGGUUGACGGGAAGGCGGAUGAUGCAGAGCUGAAGGAAUUGCUCCUGGAAUACAUGAAGAAUCAGCAGGAGAAAAUGGACGCCAUGCAUAGAGAAUUUGAAAACGUCAAAGUCAAUGUGGAAAAGGUCAUGGAGAUGUUGAAUAAGCCUCGUGUCACCGACGAGGACAUCCGAAUGAUCAGGCCAGAUGAGCUGAAGUACGACCUUCCCAAAAAUCCCUUCAUGAAAACGUCGACCUCUGAGGUCUACAAAGGAGAGUAUCAUGGAUUUGCAGUGGUCAUCAAGAGAUACAUAGACCCUGUGAACCCCAGCCCAAGGGAGGUGCGGUCUGUCUUCAAUAAGGAAGUUGAAACCAUGAGACGUUUUGAGUCGCCCAACAUCCUGCGAAUGUUUGGCAUCUGUGUCCAGGAUGAGGACGGGCCCAAUCCCCAGUUCCUCAUCAUCAUGGAGUACUGCGAGAAGGGAAGUCUCAGACAGGUUCUGGACUCUGAAGCCAAACUGUCAUGGAUCAGGAAAGCUCGUAUGUGUUUCGAUGCAGCACAAGGAAUCUACCGACUGCACCAAACUGAAGUCAAAAGUAAAGUUCAUGGGUGCAUCAACAGCAGCAAGUUUCUGGUCGCUGAAGGCUACAGAGUAAAGCUGGGAGGUUUUGAACUGGCCAAAACAGAGACGUCACUGAAGAAGCCGAUAAAGGAAAAAGAUAGAGAGAUCAGGUCCUUGUGCUACUCCUCUCCACAGAUGCUCAGUGACAUCAACCACGUCUACAGUAAAGAGUGUGAGAUGUACAGCUUUGGUAUCGUCCUGUGGGAAAUUGCAACACGUAAGAGACCUUUUGAAGGGUUUUCAGAUAAGGAAAUAUAUCAGAAAGUGUGCAAAGACAAAUGUCAAGAAAUGCUUCCUGAUGACUGUCCUGAGUCACUUGAACAACUGAUCAAGGCCUGCCGAAGCUUUGACAGCUUCCACAGACCAUCUUCAGGAGUGCUGCUGGACAAACUGCGCAGUGUGGUGACACAGUUAGAGGAGCAAUAGCACUCUUCCUUCUCAUGGCUCCUCAUCAGAAAGAAAAAAGUCUCACUAACUACAAGAAUGUACAAACUACUAAAAGUUAAAGUUAGUCUGUAUCAUGUGCACUUAGUUGUAUCAUGGUGGUUAAUAUCAAUCCAUCCACGAUAGACGGAUAAAAUGUGAUUUAAAAAGAAAGGGUCCUAUACUUCUGCCACAACCUUCAGGUGUUGCGGGGAACUUAAACUAAUGGAAGACAAAAAAAUCUUCCACACUAACACAAGUUGUGUGUGAAUUAAAGUGCAUUUAUGUAUGCUGAUUUUCUGGGUGCUAUACACCAAACAUUGUUGUGCAAUGUAAUUCAUUUCAGAAUUCAUUUCAAUUCAGAUUUGGUCAUUUGCUGUAUAACUAAACAUACUGUCUUUUAAAGCUUUGGCCUGUAUUUGCUACAAGUUCUCUAACCCUGUGUUUGUCACAAGAGAUAAACCUGUCAUAGUGAACUGCUGUUGUCACUUUAAAAUAAAACCAUUUGGAUUC